This is a messenger RNA of Bemisia tabaci, 2161 nucleotides long. It is a transcript of the gene DAT, whose product is annotated as Sodium-dependent dopamine transporter. Gene Ontology annotation, biological process: amino acid transport; dopamine uptake involved in synaptic transmission; sodium ion transmembrane transport. Gene Ontology annotation, molecular function: dopamine:sodium symporter activity. Gene Ontology annotation, cellular component: presynaptic membrane; axon; plasma membrane. Lineage: Eukaryota; Metazoa; Arthropoda; Insecta; Hemiptera; Aleyrodidae. The record is from RefSeq and is a predicted model, not a curated record.
GAAGGGAUGGGCGGGCAGGGAUUGGCCAGAGCGGCAACUGGUGGCUGCGGCAGGGAUUGAAAUGCCUACAGUCGGCGGUGGAGUCGCCCUGCACAUGGCUUGCUUCCUGGCUUUCUUCUCCCGACGAGCAGCCAGCACCCUCGCAUCCCUUCGCCUCAUCUCGUCUCUCUCCGUACUCCAUGGCUCUGAUACAAGGGAGGAGCCAGCGGCGAUGGGCUAAGCAGGUGGCCGGAUAAUGGAGCAAGUCACGGAGGCGGAGGCGGAGGCGGCGGAGGGCCGAUGCCGGGGGAGGAGGCGGCGGAGGUCGCUCGAGGGGGACGAGAGGGAGACGUGGUCCGGCAAGGUGGACUUCCUCCUCUCCGUCAUCGGCUUCGCCGUCGAUCUCGCCAACGUCUGGAGAUUCCCAUACCUUUGCUACAAGAAUGGAGGCGGAGCUUUUUUAGUCCCGUACUGCAUCAUGCUUUUCAUAGGAGGGAUUCCACUAUUUUACAUGGAGUUGGCUUUGGGGCAGUUUCAUCGGAAAGGGGCCAUUACAUGCUGGGGCCGAAUCGUUCCCCUCUUCAAAGGAAUAGGUUAUGCAGUGGUGUUAAUCGCCUUCUACGUGGACUUUUACUACAACGUUAUCAUUGCCUGGGCCUUGCGAUUCUUCUUCGCCUCCUUCACAUCUUUCCUCCCCUGGACGACCUGUGACAACCCCUGGAACACGCCGCAAUGUCGAGAGUUGAAUAUUAUGUGGGAACGAGACACGGACUUAAGUUUGAUGGGCGAAAACACAUCUUAUGGCUUCAGGAUAUCCAACUUCAGCGCAUUUGACUCGAACAGCACGGAAAUUCAACUCAAUUCAGCUGCCGCUGAAUAUUUCAACCGCGUCAUACUGGAGAUGCAACAUAGCGAGGGGUUACACGACCUGGGCUCCGUGAAAUGGGACAUGGCCAUUUGUCUCCUAAUAGUUUACUUGAUUUGUUAUUUCAGUUUGUGGAAGGGUAUUUCAACAUCAGGAAAGGUUGUUUGGUUCACAGCUUUAUUUCCAUACGUCGUUUUGUUCAUUUUAUUUCUGCGAGGGAUCACUUUGCCAGGCUCUGCUGAUGGGAUUCGCUAUUAUCUCAAUCCUAAUUUCUCCAUGAUAACAAAAGCUGAGGUUUGGGUGGAUGCUGCCACACAAGUUUUCUUCUCGCUUGGGCCUGGUUUCGGAGUUUUACUCGCUUAUGCCUCCUACAACAAAUACCACAAUAAUGUUUAUCAAGACGCGUUACUGACGAGCCUAAUAAAUUCGUGCACAAGUUUUGUCUCUGGAUUCGUCAUCUUCUCCGUGUUGGGAUACAUGGCCCACACCUCCGGGCAGCCGAUCCAGAAGGUGGCGCGGGAAGGGCCUGGUCUCGUUUUCAUCGUCUACCCAGCAGCCAUUGCCACCAUGCCCGGCUCCAUUUUCUUCUCCCUUCUCUUCUUCAUGAUGCUCCUCACCCUUGGAUUGGAUAGCUCGUUUGGUGGUUCUGAAGCAAUCAUAACGGCACUGAGCGACGAAUUUCCAUUGAUCGGCCGGAACCGGGAAAUUUUUGUAGCCAUUCUGUUUUCUAUUUACUUUCUUGUUGGAUUAGUUUCUUGCUCUCAGGGUGGAGUUUAUUUCUUCAGUUUGUUAGAGCACUACGCAGCAACAUAUUCAAUAUUGUUCGCAGUUCUGUGCGAGUCAUUGGCAGUAUCGUGGAUUUAUGGGACGCAGCGAUUCAGUGAUGACAUAAAGGACAUGAUUGGUUUUUCACCCGGUCUGUAUUGGAAAAUUUGCUGGCGAUUUGUAGCGCCAAUUUUUAUAACGUUCAUUAUUGUCUAUGGUUUUAUGGCCUUGGAUACAUUUAGUUACGAGAACUACAUUUACCCUGGAUGGGCAAAUUUGAUUGGAUGGUCAAUAGCGGGGUCAAGUAUAGCCAUGAUUCCCGGCAUGGCGUUGUAUCAGUUUUUAAUAACUCCUGGAUCAUGUGCGCAGAGGCUGAAAAUAUUGAUAACUCCGUGGAGGGACCACCAAACCGUUCUAGCACGACCGAUGUCCUUGAACGGAAUUGAAAGUGACUCUGCUCAAAUACGUUUGACCAGCCCGCAGGCUACGGAUUCUGUUUAAUCGAGUAAAAAAACACCACUACUUUGUCGGAAAAACGUCAUCGCUGCAAAA